Messenger RNA from Bombyx mori (domestic silkworm), 1523 nucleotides. RefSeq lists its product as uncharacterized. Gene Ontology annotation, molecular function: protein kinase C binding; zinc ion binding; K63-linked polyubiquitin modification-dependent protein binding. The record is from RefSeq and is a predicted model, not a curated record. Gene Ontology annotation, cellular component: aggresome; amphisome. The transcript has 6 exons. Lineage: Eukaryota; Metazoa; Arthropoda; Insecta; Lepidoptera; Bombycidae. Bases 566 to 1504 code for a protein of 312 amino acids. Gene Ontology annotation, biological process: aggrephagy; mitophagy; endosome organization.
AGUUUCCAUCCUCGACUGGGGAUCGAUUGAUUUGUCCAGACCCUGUGCAUAUGUCAUGAAGGUAACCGGCUACAUCAAAAUUACCGAGCCGGGAACCAAAAUUACCAAAACUAAUUAAAUAACGGUGAUUUAUGAACUGUUUAGUAUCUGUGAAAGUGCACAAAUGUGGGAAAAUGAAACAAGCUGCUGAACGUAACUUCUAGGGAUCCUCCAAAAAGUUUACUGAAAAAAUCUCAGUAAAUGACCACCAUAUUACUGAGAUUAUAUUUCAUCCCAUAUCAUCUCAUCUCAUCCCAUAUCAUCUCAUCUCAUUUCAUAUGAUUUAAUUUCAUUUCAUAAUAUCAUUUUUCAUAUAAAAAAUAUAUAUAAAAGGUUAAGAUGUAUGGAAUGACAUCUUUGCCUUUCCACUUGAAAGAAUAAAACUACUAACUAUCUAUCAUGUAAUUAUUUUGAAUUUGUUGUCAAAAAUCUUAACAUAUAUCAACAAAAAUAUUUGUUUUAUUUAGGUAUUGAAGCAAAGAGGAAACUAUUUCACAACUUACGAUGUAAAUUGCUAUAAAACAUAAUGGUUAAUUAUUGCUGUGUAUCGGGUUGCGGAAGAAACAGUAGAAAUUAUAAACUUUUAAAUUAUUAUUGUUUACCAAAAGAAGAGGAGAGACAAAAGGAAUGGUUGAAACUAGCAAAUAGACUAGAUCUACUGGAAAAGAAACCCGAUGUCCGCCUGAGAUAUAGGGUGUGUUCCAGACAUUUCGCUCAGUCCAGUAUAAAGAACAAACACUUGCACGCUGAUGCUGUACCAAGUCUACAUUUACCAGGGGAAGAUGGAGAAACCGGAAGCAGUGAAGAAGAGCUACACCAUGAAAACAUAGUAUGCAAUGGAUGUAAGAAACCAGUAUAUGGUUUCCGUUAUAAGUGUCUCACAUGCCCCGAUUACGAUUUAUGUUCCACUUGUGAGGUCCUGGAGGAGCAUCCCAAUCAUUAUAUGAUCAGGAUACCAAAGCCUCUCAAAUUUAAAACGAUUCAAGACAGAAUACAGAACUUACAGAAUGUAUUCAGACAAGAGUCCCUGAACGAUCCUGACAGCAGCGAUGAUGAGCCCAUAACCAAGUAUGUCAAGAAAUAUGAUAGUGGUGUGGACUUGUCGGAUGAUGUGAAGAAUGAUAUAAGGAAUGAAGUGUCAAUGAUGCUGAAUCGUCAGCAAGAGCAAAAGAAGGUGAAAAAGAGCAGAAUCGGUAAAAAGCGAGGGAGUGAAGCUGAGAGGCCUAUGAAAAAGCAGAAGGUAGAAGUUGCAGCAUCUGGUAUUAGAGAUGAAAUACCAGAGGUAGUGUUUGCGGACGUGAAUGAAGCUAAUAACAGUGCUAUGGAAAUUAAACAUGAAGUUCCAGUUUUUUAUGUUCCUAACGCUGAAGAUACAGCACAACCCACAAUACAAAUGAAAUUGAGUGACGACCUCUCCAUGCUCGUGAUAGAUAUGAAUAACCAGAAAACUUUGUACAGUUUAUAGAUAUAAAUAAAUUUAACUA